AUGUCAUCCAAACGAUUACGAAGAGUCGGUCUCAGCAAAGAAGCAUUGGAUUGUCUGUCAAAAAACAAUAUUCACUCAUGCAAGGAUUUACUAUCAAAAACAAAGUUGGAACUCCUUAAAUUUCUUGGUCUCAGUAUCUACAAAGUGGAUGAAGUGGUAGAGCUGUGCAGCAAAUCUUGUGCUCCAAAACCUCAGACUUGUUUAGAAUUAUGGAAAAAGAGAAAGGAGAAGGGUUGUCAUUUUUUUCAGACCUCCCUCCCAGACCUAGACAAGGUGCUCCAUGGAGGCAUACCAGUGGGCACUAUUACUGAGAUAUCUGGUCCAGCUGGCUGUGGUAAGACCCAGUUCUGUCUGAUGUUGAGUGUACAAUGUACACUUUCAUUGGAACUUGGUGGACUUGCUGGAAAUGUCUUGUACAUCGAUACAGAAUCAGCAUUCAGUGCAGAAAGACUUGUAGAGAUUGCCCAGGCCAAGCAUCCCGACCUCUGUGUGGAAGAAAAGCUGGUAGAACUAACCAGUCAGGUGUUUGUGGAUACACAACAAACAUGUGCUAGUCUAAUGAAAAGAUUGCAGACAAUUGAGGAGGAGAUUAUACAGAAGAAGAUAAAGUUAGUUAUUGUCGACUCAAUGGCAUCUCUGGUGAGGAAGGAGUACAGCACAUCUCUUGGGCAGAACCUAACAGAUCGCACCAACUUCUUGUCCCAGCAAGCUGCACUGCUCAAGUACAUCGCUGAGACUUUCUCCAUACCUGUGGUUGUCACCAAUCAGAUUACAACAAGAUACGACAGACAGCAUGGUAUGUCCAGUGCAGAAGAGACCACCGACAUACAGCUAGAUGGUGACAGUGGGUAUGUAACAACAGCCCUGGGUAAUACUUGGAGCCACAGUGUAAACACAAGACUUAUCCUUCAAUAUCUCACAGACAUUGAGAGACAGGUGAUGGUUGCCAAGUCGCCUAUUGCUCCAUUUACAAUAUUUACCUACACAAUACAGCAAGCUGGCCUUGUCCAGAAGGAGGGUGGUGCAGGUCAUUAUGCAGGGACGGAUCCAGGGAAUCAGAAGAUCCGGGUGAAGUCAGCCCUGAAGUUGGAGGCGUUGACUAGAAGUAUGCGACCUGAUUCACAGGACACUUGA
Molecule: messenger RNA, 1134 nt
Organism: Ylistrum balloti
Lineage: Eukaryota; Metazoa; Mollusca; Bivalvia; Pectinida; Pectinidae
Product: DNA repair protein RAD51 homolog 2-like
Exons: 10
Coding region: 1-1134 (377 amino acids)
Biological process (GO): double-strand break repair via homologous recombination
Cellular component (GO): Rad51B-Rad51C-Rad51D-XRCC2 complex
Molecular function (GO): DNA binding; ATP binding; ATP-dependent DNA damage sensor activity
Source: RefSeq, a predicted model, not a curated record